GAGCAGCUGGGUCAGGCCCGAGAGCAGCUCCGGGACAGCGAGCGCCUCUCGGCGCGAAGAGUGGAAGCUCUGAGCCAGGAAGUACAGAAGUUGAAUCAGCAACUAGAAGAGAAGAAUGGAGAGAUACAGCAGAUGAUAAAUCAGCCUCCAUAUGAAAAGGAGAGAGAAAUCUUACGACUUCAGAAGAGCUUGGCAGAGAAAGAGAAGGCUCAGGCCACCAGUGAUGUUUUGUGUCGUUCACUCACUGAUGAAACUCACCAACUUCAACGCAAAUUAGCAUCCACAGCAGAAAUGUGUCAACAUCUGGCAAAAUGUCUAGAAGAGAAGCAAAGAAAAGAGAAGGGGAAUUCAGAUGACCAGAUACCUGCUGGAAGAUCUGAUCAGCUUUUAGACAAUGAAACUUCACUUCAAGCUCUUAUCAGCAACCUACAAGAUGAAAACAGGAUGUUAAAACAAAAAGUAGCUCAUGUGGAAGACUUAAAUGCAAAAUGGCAGAAAUACGAUGCGAGUAGGGAUGAGUAUGUGAAGCGACUCCACUUGCAGCUAAGAGAGAUGAAGUCACAACUAGAGCAGCAGCACUGCGUAACUUCAGCACAAACGAAUUCUGACCUGAUGCACAAGGAGAUAUUCCGGUUAAACAAGCUACUGGAAGAAAAAAUGAAUGAAUGCAUAAAAACAAAGACAGAAUUAGAAGAUGUGAAGAAGGCUAGUGAAGGAGAUAAUGAGCGCAUACAAAUGCUGGAGCAACAGGUCCUAGUUUAUAAAGAUGAUUUCACAUCUGAGAGAUCAGAUAGAGAACGAGCGCAGAGUAAAAUACAAGAGCUUCAGGCAGAAGUUGCAUGUCUGCAACACCAGCUAGCAAGAAGACAGGACUCAAGAGACACAAGUAGUCAUUUCAGAGUUUACAAGGGUAACCAAAAUCAUAUGUAUGUACAGACAAACGUCGAACAUCUACGAGGCAAUAGCCCAGGCCAAACAGGCACGAGAAGAACAUCUUCCCAGUCUGAACAAGCCUCUCCUCCUGUGGACAAUGGGAACUCUGGAUCUGAGGGCAGGGCACAGGGUGAACUCAGAUGCCCUCAUUGUAUGAGGUUUUUCAGUGAUGAACUCAGUGAUGAAUUCCUCAAGCAUGUUGCAGAAUGUUGUCAGUGACCAUGGCAUGUGAGGUGUGUAAGUCAAUCACUACUUUAUAGACAGUAAAACUUUGCUCUGUACAUAUCUCCUACAGUCCUAAAACAGAGUAAUUCAAAUGGACAGCUCUUAGGAAUUAGGAGGAUGAACAGUAUCUACCUCUUAUUUGAUUUCACCUUCUCCUGGACUGUAUGAAAGACCUCAAGAUAAAGCAAAGUGUUUUUAUGAAGAAUUAUUUUUGACAACUACGAGGAAGGCAAGCAUAAUGCAAAUUCUACUACAAACUAAACUGAAACUUACAGUGGUAAUUAGCUUCAGAGUGCAGCUUGACUCAUAUUUGAGUAAUUCUUUACACCAGUCUGAAAACUUAUGAAAAAAAAUUACUGAACUUGAAAUUUUCCUCCUCUUCCAAAAACGUAGGCUGAAGAGCAGAGGGGAGAAUUUUGGCCGAAGAUAGGAAAAAAAGAAAUCUUACUGUGCUUUACCUGGAUUAAAAGCAAGAGUAUUUUUUUUGUCUAUUGAAGCUGAACUUUCAGACAUCUCAUGUGAAAAUCCUUGUGUUUAACUGAAAUCAGGAGAAGUGAAGAAAAUAUAAAAGGGCUAGUUAUUGACUAAAACUAGCCUGUCUUUUUGCACAGAAACAAUGUACAGGAUUAUUUAUUUUUUCUGUGCCAUAAGUAACUAUUUUACAUAUUUGUAAAUGUAUAUUUGUGUAAUUAUUGAUUGUAUUCCUAUUUUACCUAAGGAUUAUUUUUAUAAUAAAAGUGAUU
Athene cunicularia (burrowing owl) is the source of this 1901-nucleotide messenger RNA. It is a transcript of the gene TNIP2, whose product is annotated as TNFAIP3 interacting protein 2. NCBI's taxonomy places the organism in Eukaryota, Metazoa, Chordata, Aves, Strigiformes, Strigidae. The record is from RefSeq and is a predicted model, not a curated record. Gene Ontology annotation, molecular function: K63-linked polyubiquitin modification-dependent protein binding. The transcript has 6 exons. Gene Ontology annotation, biological process: cellular response to lipopolysaccharide; regulation of transcription by RNA polymerase II. Bases 133 to 1152 code for a protein of 339 amino acids.